Molecule: messenger RNA, 1530 nt
Organism: Sphaerodactylus townsendi
Lineage: Eukaryota; Metazoa; Chordata; Lepidosauria; Squamata; Sphaerodactylidae
Gene: SAMD11
Product: sterile alpha motif domain containing 11
Exons: 2
Coding region: 91-384 (97 amino acids)
Source: RefSeq, a predicted model, not a curated record
GCAUCUUCUUUCCCCGCCCAGGUCUUCCGAGAACAGGCCAUAGACGGGGAGACGUUGCCCCUCUUGACCGAAGAGCACUUACUGAACAACAUGGGGCUGAAGCUGGGGCCAGCAUUGAAGAUAAGGUCACAGGUUGCCAAGAGAGUGGGUCGCGUGCUGUAUAUGGCCAGCUUCCCCAUGGCCUUCCCGCUGCAGCCUCCAGGCCUGCGCCCCGCAGACCGUGAUUUGCCUCCUGCCGACCUGCGGCCCGCCUCCACAGGAAGCAUGGCCUCCUCUCCUUACAGUGGCUCCCUCCUCCCAGCAAGCCGGAUCUCACCAAAGCAGGAAAACGGAAACCCCUCCUUGUUGGCUGCCCUCAACGACGCCACGAAGCCGCCGUCUUAACUGCCCUCCACCCAUCCAGCUUGGGCCUCAGACCACUGGAACUGAACGCUGCCCCCCCCCCCCCAAAAGCUGGAAGGGGGCAUUUUUAAAGCAACGCAUUCAACUUUGGGAUUUAAAAGAUGACAGGAAACCAGUCCAAAGAUUUCUUGGAAGCAAUUCACAGUGUCCGAUGGCUUUUGAAGAAAAGGAAGUCUCUUUCCUUCUUUGCCUUUUUUUUAAAAAAAACCAACUCUUGAGGAGAGACCCCCAAACCUUCUGGUCGCCCCUACACCCGCCCCAGCAGCGAGGAAACUCCGCCGUGUUCAACGUGUGUCCCUCGCUGGAACCUGUACGCAAGUCCUCUUUCAGGGUGUCUAUGCAUCACUAACAACUUUUAAAACAAUACCAAAGACAAAACAAACUGACCCCAGUUCUGGUCCAUGUUUACUUCAGUUUGGAUGGUACAGCACAGGUAGCUCUGUGGGGUAGCAAUUUUUUUUUAAUUUCUUUUUUUAAAAAAAGACUAAUUGUGGAGGUUUUGCUCCUUAAACCUUGCAAAGACCGACUGUGAUGGAGUCCCUCCUCCCCUGAGUCCUGCACAAACUGUUUUUGGCAGAAGAAGAAAUAAUAAUAAUAAUAAUAUAGCAUUACGGGGUAGAGGAGGACCGUGACAGAGAAGGACACCUCCGCUCUCUGAACAGCGCGUGUACAGAAGACUUGCUUUUAAUUUUUACUUUGUCGUGUGCGUGGGGAAUGUGUGCGCGUAUGUGUGUGGAUACUGAGGGGGCGGGGCUUGUUGCAGAAGGCGGAGUUGCACAUUUUGCCUGGCCCCACGACCAGGUGAGAGGUACCCACACCCUUUGGACAAGGAGCUCACGUCACCUGCCGCCGCCGCCGCCCCUUGCGAUUUGUACAGUGGUGGAAAACAAUCAUGUGAUUGAUGCUUGUCCGUCUCUGUCUAUUGGCCCUCCCCGUUUUAAAACACUGCACGUUAUGUUCUUUUUGAAAAUGCAAACAACAACAACAAAAAGGAAAAUUAGCUUGGUGGUACCUUAGCUUCUUUAUAUAUUGUAAAUGGUAAUUAUCCGUCACACCGAUGGCCGAUGCUUUCCAGCAAAUCAAUUUAAAUAAUAAUAAUAAAAAAGAGAAAUCACUUAAUUUAUAAAA